This is a messenger RNA of Acipenser ruthenus (sterlet), 6192 nucleotides long. Its product is annotated as protein cordon-bleu. The record is from RefSeq and is a predicted model, not a curated record. Lineage: Eukaryota; Metazoa; Chordata; Actinopteri; Acipenseriformes; Acipenseridae. Gene Ontology annotation, cellular component: actin filament; axonal growth cone; dendritic growth cone. The coding region runs from base 407 to 4717 and encodes 1436 amino acids. Gene Ontology annotation, molecular function: actin monomer binding. The transcript has 17 exons. Gene Ontology annotation, biological process: actin filament network formation; actin filament polymerization.
UAGACAGGCUGUUGCUAUGUUUGUGUGGGAGCACCAAAGUGUGUGCGACUCUCAGGCUUGUCCUCCUAGCAGUAUGCUUUAAUGAAUUCCCUUUGGGGCGUGAUUGACACGGGAGUGCUGACAAAGGCGGGUUAUGGAUAAAAGUAGAGGAACGACAGAAAGGAGGGCGAUUGAACUGUUUACAGGUUAUCGCUUUUGUUGGAAUAGUCUAGAAAUGAGAAAUACAAAUUUACGACGGCAGUUAAGACACCAUUUCAAGGUGUAAAUCUUCACGGAUUACUACAUAUCGAAGUUCCUUCCAGUGUGUUUCUAGAGUGGAUUCACUAUAAAAACAGAAAAUAUUACAUUUAAAAGUGAAUAGUUACAACAUUUUUGGGACAAUCCAUAGACGUUAAAUUGAGAGAGGAUGGAGAACGUCGGAGUCAACACAGUCGCAAAACCACCAACCGGCAGAAAAAUGAAGGCCCGAGCUCCACCUCCACCUCAAGCUCCUCAGCCAGCCCCUCGCAGGAUCUUCCCAGAGACCCAACCCACAGCGCCGGAGUCCUCAGAGCAGGGCGCGGGGGACCUGAAAGAGAACAUGCUGUGCCCCACUGUGGACAUCCUCAUCAUCCUGCCAGACGGAAUAGAGAAGAAGAGCACAGUGAAUGGAAGAAAAGCAGUGAUGGAUUUACUAGUGGAUUUGUGCAGCCAGUACCAUUUAAGCCCAGCAUACCAUACCCUGGAACUGCAGUCUGGUGAGGCUCAGCCAUUAGCCUUUAAGCCAAAUACUCUGCUGGGAAUGUUAGAUGUGCACACAGUGCUAAUAAAGGAAAAAGUUGUCGAGGAAAAACCCAGAAGACUGCCACCUAAAGUGCCAGAGAAAAGCGUGAGGCUGGUAGUGAACUAUCACAGGACUCAGAAGGCCGUGUUGCGUGUAAAUCCUCUUGUGCCACUGAAGAGUUUAAUUCCACUCAUUUGUGAAAAAUGCGAAUUUGAUCCCAGACAUGUUAUAUUGCUGAGAGACAAUAUUAACAACAGGGAACUGGAACUUUCCAAAUCGUUAAAUGACCUGGGAAUUCGCGAGCUCUAUUUAUUGGACCACAGUCUAGUUCUUCUAUCUAAAAACCAUUCUUCACCAGUUCUAAAUUAUGGAGAAUCAGGUCGGACAUCGUCUCUGAGCACCAGUGCCUCUGAAAAGAAAGGCCUCCUGGGUUUCUUCAAACUCAACAGGAGGAAAAGUAAGCCUGAAGAGCAAAGAGCGAUGGACACAGAUGCUAGUGACUAUGGAGGCUACUCAACAGCUCCAAGUACCCCCGCUGUGAAUGCCCGCCCCGGGACACUGGGCCCAUCGCUGUCUGUCGGAAACAUCCCAAGAAUGUCUCCAAAAGAAGAUCUAAAGAAACGCAGAGCGCCGCCACCUCCUGCAGGGUUAUCCUCACUGCACAGCUCACAGGAGACCGUCCAGGUCACACCUGGCUCACCAAAUGCUAACCAGCAGAAGAAACGACGUGCUCCACCGCCACCAUGCACGCCUGUUCUGAGUACUAAAAUGGAGGAAAAGGCUCCUGUAAUCAAUAACCAAAUGGAAGAAGCAGAACCAGAAAUCAAUAACAAAAUGGAAGAAGCAGAGCCUGUGAUGAAUAAUACUGCAGAGCAAACAGAAUCAAUGAGGAAUUGCAAAGUCGAGGAAACAGAAAACAACAGGCGUAGCACCAUGGGUGCUGGGCGUCAAGUGCCACUAAAGCCUCGAAGAGGCAAUGUGCGUGAUCCACCCCAGUUAGUGCUCCCCCCUCCCCCACCAUACCCUCCUUGUCUAGACAUGGACUUUAUGGAUCCACAAGUAUUUCAACCAACUGAUGCUGAACUUGCAAGCCAGAUGGACCACCAAUCUUGGCUGAGAUCUAUGCAGGAUAGCCAUUUAGAACAAAAUGAAAUGGAAUCACAAGGCCUGCAAGAACUGGAGACGGUUUCCAUGGCGAGCAGUGGAAGCUUUCGUGACAAUACCCGCGCUGCUUCAGAGGGUACUGCCGAGGACUCGGGCAUCGUCAGCUCACCUUCAGACAUAGUGCACCCCACCUCUCCCGAUGGCAGUCUGAGAGUGGAUCAGUGCUCCAGUGAAGCAGGUGUGCCAUGUCACAAAGAUGCCUGCUUAGCCACAACCAAGGAUUUCUCCAGUGACAGCGAAGAAGGUAGCACUACAUGGACUUUAAGUAGCAGACACAAUAGUGACAUGCAUCCCGAAGAAAGCAGAGGUGGCAAUGAUGUUGAGCAGUAUGAUGAAGAUCUGUAUAUCACAACUCAGCUGCACCAGACUCUGACAGAUCUAGAGGCUGAUUUAGAAGAAAUAGAAGAUGUAGACUGUGCCACGGAAAUGUCAACAUUCUCUAAAGAGAAGAUUGAGAUAUCUUAUCUUGGUAAAGAGUCUGUUUCUGAAUUAGAGAUGACAAUACCAGUGACUGCAAUAGACGAAGUGUGUGAGGAAUACAGGUGCAGCAUGACUGAUUACGAAGUAAAUAAAACAAAAACAGAGGAGGAAACAAACACUGAAAAAUAUUUAAAGAGUGACCUAGAAAACAAAAAUAACAACGCUGGCACAUCUGACAAAGAACCUACAAUUAGGAUCAAUCAUUUUGAUGCUUUGAUAUCAACAGACCAACUUAGUCCCACUACAAAUACAGACUGUGUGAAUCCUCAUAAAGUUUCAUCACUAAAGCUCAAAGACCAAACACAGAGAAAAAGUGACAAUCACAAAGAUAAGAUCAUGCUUGACAGUUUUAAGAAAACACAGAUGAUUUCCACACAACAGAAGACUCUAAAUAAAGAAACUUGGGGUGCAGCAAACCAAUCUAAGAACCAAGCGAAAGCAACAGAAUUCUCUGAAGAAGACUUGGGUAGCAACAAACACCAGGAAGGACCAGGGAAGUCACAUUCAUCCGCUAAAUGGACACAAACUAAGAUACCACAUGAGUUUGUUUCAAGAGUCGGCAUGAGUAACACUUUUACUGUUGUCCCACCAAAACCUGCUGUUAAACUGUAUCGAAAAGAAGGGGGGUCUUUAGUAUCAGGCGCAAUCAAAAUAGAUGCCCAAGGCAACCUCAUCCAGCCAGGUGCCACUAACAUUGUAAAACACAGCUCCUCAGGGGCUGGUAAGGAUGAAGAAGAUUCGCUACUUGGUAAAGCAAAGGCAUUUUGGAACUCAGCAGAACAAACAGAGCUGGAUACCACAAACAGAGUGGCCAUCACAAAACACAGUGUAGACCCUGAAGCCUCUAACCCACAGCACUUAGAGCCUGGUAGCAAGCUGAGGCCACCCGAGGAAGCAAAAUCAGUAAAGCCAAAGGAAUUAAAAGAAGAUUUUGUGAGAGAUUGUACUGAAGGAGACCAGAAAAAGCCUGUUAUCCCAGGGUUAACAUACCAACCCCCCAAAUCAUCCUUGUCAUCAAAUAUUGGGGCUAAGGCAGAUCCUUCUUUUCUAAAACCUUUUAGAAGAACCUCCAGUCAGUAUGUGGCAUCUGCGAUAACAAAAUACACUGGGAUGCCCACUCCCAGAGCUGAGCCUCUCCAUGAGUCAGCUCAAAAUAACUGUGAAAGCAUCCAAGAAAAUGAAAUAAAAAUGUCAAAGUCUACAAACUUUAACCAGCAAUCAGCAAUCCGAGAAGAUUUUCCAGGCGCCAGCCAAUAUAAACAUAGAGAAUCCAACAGCAUUAAACAUAUUCAAGCCUUUUCGGCCAUAUCUAAAGCAAAAGAACCAGGGUUAACUGUGUCAUCUGUGAAUCGGAGUAGACCACUGAGUUUUCCUAAUCAAUAUAUUACCCCGUCCCAGUCCACCAGACCUGCCUUUAAAGAAAGUGUUUCCACAGAGGAGAGAACUAAGAGUGACAUGCCAAACCCUAUACAGAGUAAAGCACACACCAUCACAGUACAAGAAAACAGGAAGAUGAAAAGCUUUGAAUUUCAUCCAUCCCCUUACCCAAAAAGUGCAUCUCCCCAGUCAUUUGUGGCUCCUCUAAAACCAGAUUCAUCUUCCUAUAGGUCUUACCGUUACCCUUCAAUUUCCCAGACUGGUUUAUGUGCACCUCAUGCUAAUAUUGAAUCUGUACCACAGAAAACAGUAAUGUGUCUUUCGGAGAUGUCUUCAACUAACGUAGCCGAACCCAGUCUUCAGGCCAAUGCUGGUAUAUUUGGUCCCAUCAAAAAGUUCAAGCCAGUUGCCUUGAAGCCAGUACAAAAGGACACUUCUUUGCACAGUUUACUCAUGGAAUCUAUCCAAGGAAGUGAAGGAAAAGAAAAGCUUAGAAAGACAUCUGAUGCUACAAGAAAUGACACUCAGAAGAAACCUUCCUUUGUUGAGGAGGAGAAUGAACGGUCAGCACUUUUGUCAGCCAUCAGAUCUCAAAAUGGUAUCUCAAGACUAAGAAAGACCACAUCAGCUGCAUCUGAAGAACUUUGUGCCAUUAAAAACAUAUCAGUGACAGAAAAUCACAGAAACACUGAAGUUGUUCUUUUUCCUCCGUCAUUCUCACCCCCUCCUCCUCCUCCAUCUGUUCUGACAAAAGUUUAUCACUCAAACCCUUCUGCAAAUUCAAAUAGUAACCCUGAGCAAACAAGGGAAGCUUUGCUGAAGGCUAUCUGCACAGGCACUGGCGCAGCACAGCUGAAAAAGGUCCCAGCUCCUUCAAAAACUGUACUUGUUAAUGGAAGACUAGGUACAAUACACACAUCUUCAAUUUCCUAAGAAUUCAAGCAUUAUACUGAACAUUUUGAAUGGAGUCACUACAAUCAUCAGAAUGGAUCCACCUUCCAAAAAAUCUGUCAUUAACCUACCUGCCAAAUGUUGUAAUUAGUUAUUUCUAUGUGUUUAUUUACAGGAAGUGAAUCUUAAAUAAGAGAUAAGAUGAGCCAUUAAUACACUGUGUGCCAAGAAUUGUUGCUCCUUAAUGCAUUUUCCACCAUUGACAAACAUUUCCCUUUGUCACAACUAAUUCUCCCUGGAAAUAAGGUGGUUAAAUAAAUACAUCUGAAAUUUGAAAUUAGAAAUUUGAGGUACAUCUGCUGACUUUUAUCAAGUUGCACAGUGCUGUUACCUGAUCAAAAACAAUAAAUAUGCUUAUAAUGCAGAAAAUGUAUUGGAAGUUAUUUCAAGUGAUCAGGGAAGGUAGGAAACAGCCCAAUACUUCUUAGAGGUAUUGUUUUAACAUAUAUGGACCUGAUACUGUCUCUAUAACUAAUAGAAAAACAGCAAAGCACAAUAUCAUUUAGCUUGGUAUAGUGGCUUUUUUGCAGUUCACAGUAUAGAUGAAGUUUAUCGUUGAUCAUUUUGGAAUCCAAAUUAAUGCUGAUGCAUUGACUACAGUACCUGCUGAACUUGUUAUGAAAAUGUGUACCCAACUAGGCAUACUAUGGUAAUGCAUUAUGUAGCUUAUUUGAACAGGCACAGGUUUAUAAUAUAAGCAUAUAAUUCAGUGAGAAUAGCAUUGCUGAUUCUGAUACAAUAUAAAGGUUGUAAUUCUGUUAACCAAAUUGCAACUGGAAGAGUAGCAGUUUAUUGAUGAAGACUGCAGACUUAAUGAAUGACCUUUUGGUUCAGGACAGGUCUUCAGACUUUCUUAUUGUUCAGGAGAUUUAUCUUUAUGGCAGUAUUUUAAAAAAAGGUAUUGAACUACCCUAAAAUAAAAACUGUAUAUUCUGUAAAAUAAUAAUAAUAAUACAAUAUAAAUACAUACACUUAAGGCCCAUAUUCCAUAUUCAGGUCGGAUUUGAUUAUGUACCAUAAAUAAAACUUGAUUUUAAUUAAACUAUUCUUCACUGUGUUGUUGACUUUAACAAUAUUCUGGUGUGCUUUCAUGAAUGCCAGACUUUAUUUAAUUUACAACAACUUCACAAGUUAAGGCUUUGUAAACAGAUCUGUCUGUUUCAGCUUCGCUGUACUUGUAGGUAUGUAAAAAUGUAACAAUAUUGUGUUAAAUUAAAGAACUUGCUAUCAGGGUUUUUAAGGGUAAGGGUAUUUUUUAUAAGUUAAGCCUGUACAAGAUAGCUGCAAAAAUGUAUAAUUAUUUUUUAUUCAGCCAAACAUAAUGUUUGACAAAGUGUUCUGUAAUUCAAUAUGAUUGCAUACCAGUGCCACAGAUUGAAGUUUGUUGAAGUUGAUGUGAAUGUGUUUCCAAUGUACAAUUAAAAAAAAAAUAAUAAUAAAAAAACAUAAUACUUAAA